AGUAACCUGGAACUUGUAAAAAUACGUAAGUAAAUCGAAGUAUUAAAAAACGAUGAUUUUCAAUUUUAAGAUACGUCAAGACGCACACUUUGUCAUUAAUUUACGUAUACAUAAUAAUUGUGAAAUUGAGAUUCAGGACUACUUUCUAAUCCUGAAUAUAGUACAAUGUCUGUCCUUUUGUCGCGUAUAAAAUUUAUCGGAAUCAUUCUUGACAAGAUCAGUCAUCUCAAUAUUUUUAAUAUCCAUCUGCGGCGCUGCUGACAAACGAAUCAUAAUUAAAUUUGUAAUUUUUGUUAUUGCGACGGUGCUCUCACGAUUAAACAACUUGUAUAUAUACAAACAAUCGGACGAGCGAAAACAAUGAGUGACUCGUCAUAUUCGCUCAUCCUCUCAAGUCUUCCAUUUCCGUAACCACAAAACGGAUCUGUCCCUUUAUUAGCAUUUGUCGCACGUCAUACCGUUUGUACAUUAAGAAUCCAAUCGCAACGUUACUUUAGCUUAUGUUUUUACGCCUGUCAUUGGGUACUGAAUAACAUAGAAAAUUCAAGUUCCGUGUAAUGGAAAAUGCUAUGUUAUCACGCUCUGCGCAAUGAUUGCGUUUGGCCAGCGGCUGCACGGUCCUGCAAAUUCGCGUGCAUGUAUUUAUUACGUGUAGAAACGCGAGGUAGUGCAUUUCUCGCGAUGGUCCUCGUGAUAUACUAACUUUCUUCCGACAUUCCCGACUUCCCGUCUGAACGUCACAAUAGAAAAGCUUCGCUUCUAGCAGAGAAGAUUGGACAAAGCCCCCGUGUCCCUGCAUAAUACUUCGCACGUGCGUUCGCAUACACUCGUCUAAAAAUAUACGAACCGCGGGGCACUUUGAACAUCGGCCCGAAGCUUCGACUCUUGUCGGCCGUUUCCGUACGUCGCGACUAGCUCCGUUGCUUGGUUACUUGGUUGCUCUUCGCUGAUACAUAUGUGUACGCGCGCGUGUAGUUGUGUCUCGGGAAGCACCAGAUGCAGUUGGUGGGUGUGCACGCACGCCUGAGAAUUUAGGUUUGUUAGCUAGAUGAACCUCGAUGACCGUUGAGUUAUUUUGUCUCGUUACUUUCGCGAGAUGUAAAUAGCUUUGAUUUUCCACACUUGUGCAUUGUAGAACUCUGGAUCGUUUGAUUAGCUCGUAUAUAGAAGUUGCUUUGCAUACUCGUGGGACGAGGAAAUUGUAUUUUUAGAACGAUAAAUUUUGUUGCCAAUUGCUUGAGUGCAGUUUUUAUACGAAUGAAUGUUCGUUAUUUGCUCUUGAAAUGUCCGUGCAAUAUCCUCACAAGCGCGGCUGUGAGGAUACAGAUAAUGACAAUUCCAACGAGACUGCUGUGGUGACAAAGCAAGUGCAGUUGAGUGCCUGACCAAAAAUUUGUGUAGGCUGACAAGUUUAUACGUACAUUAGUUACAGUCGGACGUGCCGUUCAUUAACAAUGAGGAAAGAACAAGCUUCGUGUAAAAAAUAAAUUUUUUAUAUAGUUUUUUUUAAAACUAUAUAAUUUGUUUUUAAACAUAUUUACCUAUGAAUUCAAGUGCAUUAUUACUCAUUAUAAUUAACUAUAUUCGAUAAAUUCAAUUAAAUUACAAACUUGAAAUUUGUUAUUUAAAGACAUUGUCUUUACUUAUUUGGUAUACGUUAUAGUUAAAUUAUGAAAAUGUCGCCGUAAAUGUCAUAAUUCAUUAUAUAUACGUUAAUAGUAUAUAUAACUUCAAAAUGUAUAAUAUAAAAGAAGCGAAUAUAAUAUUCAUAAAAUAAAUAGUCUUCUAAUAUUUCUCGACACAUCCAUGUAAAGUUUAUCUAACCUUGACAAGCGCCGUACUGUUCGUGAUUAACGUGAAGUCAUUAUAUCUAAAUCUUUUAGCAAUUAUCAAUCGUAAAGAUAUGUCAGUCAAAUAAUGAAUCUCGCGCACUCCAAACAGAAUCCCUUUUCAUUCUAGGUAUGGCAAUGAGAACGAGAGGUUGAUAUGCACAAGCAUACGAAACAGGUGAUAUACGGUCCAGUUAGUUGACAAAGAGUUAUUAACGACAAUGGGGAAAGUCAAAAUUAAUCCUGGGCAACUACCUGUUAAGGCUCAUUUCUUCUUCUUUAUGGCAGCUAUGGGGCCAAUCCUGCCAUUCCUGCCGGUGUACGGCAAGCAAUUGGGAGUGUCAGCCUUGGUGAUGGGCAGCAUAACGGCGGUACUGCCGCUGCUGUUCCUCGUGGCGAAACCGGCGUUCGGCUUCGUCGUCGACAAAUUUCGCGAGUGGCGUCGCGGCAUCUUCAUCGCGCUGCUGGCGGCGACGAGCGGCUGCUACAUACUGAUGUACUUUCUGCCGGCGCUCCCGGGACCGGUUCUACCUGACAAUGGCAAAUUCUUCAACGUCUCGUGCGCGAAACUUGUCGAGUGCUCCACCGCGACAAUCAAUGUAACAGAUUCCUGCGUGGAUGACGGCAGGUCGAGCACAUGUAAGUGGCAGUGUCGUGAUUCGGGCAACUUUACCGCCGACGUCUACUUUCACGCUGAUCUCAAGACAAAGUUCGAGCCGGAUACUUCCUGCUUCAUCGGUAACCUGAGUUCGAGGCAAUGCCGGGAAAAUGACGUCUGCGAUGUAACGUGCAAUGAUUCGGAGCACGAGAGUGCCUGCGUUUAUGGAUCCGUUACUUUUUGGGGAUUCGUGCUGCUGAUGUCACUGGGAAACAUUGGAUUCAACGUCAGCAACUGUAUUAGCGAUGCAAUCUGUUUUGACGUACUGGGUGAAGGUGGACAAAUGAGUUACGGGAGACAAAGAGUAUGGGGCUCGAUUGGUUUUGGCAUAGCAGCACUCAUGAGUGGAUAUGCAGUGGAUUGGUGGUCCUCUAGUGAUACUAUAAAAUCAUACACUCCGGCAUUUGUAUUCAUUUCUGCCUUUACGCUUAUUGAUCUUGGCUGUUGCUCAAAAUUACAGUUACCAAUAAUAUCUGGGACUGAUAACAUUCUCAAAGAUGUUUACAAAUUAAUCAAAAUCAAACCUAUUGCCAUUUUUCUCUGUUUUGCAACGCUUGCUGGUAUUCUAGAUAGUUUCAUUAUCUACUUUUUAUUUUGGUAUUUAGAAGACCUCGCUUUAGCAACUGGUCACAUGCACGAUAUAAAACUUAUUGAAGGAUUGACAGUAUUCGCUGAAACUUUAGGUGGAGAAGUGAUUUUUUUCACUCUAUCAGGUAAAAUUUUGAAGAAAAUCGGCUAUGGCUACACGUUUGUAUUUUGCUUCGUGUGUUACGCUCUACGACUUGGCCUAAUCUCACUGGCACCAACACCUUACUGGGUGGUACUCAUUGAGUUUUUCAUGCAAGGUCCUACUUACGCGCUUUGCUACACGACCAUCGUAGCCUACGCGAGCGUUGUUGCACCAUCCGGGACGUCUGCCACUGUACAAGGGAUUGUUGCCGGCAUGGACGAUGGAUUGGGUUUCGCAGUCGGUAGUCUGAUUGGUGGUAUACUGUACAAAGAAUACGGCGGAGUUUUAACAUUGAGAAUGUACUCAAGUUUAGCUCUUAUAACAGCAAUUGCCUAUUUUAUUGUGCAUACGACUUAUCUCAAGCAUGUGAUGCCAGAAACAAAUACGCGAAAAAAUGUUGAGUGGAAAAGUCCAGAAGAUGCUUUAAAAGCCUGUGAAAAGUUAGUUGGACAUUAAUGAUUUUAAAAAUUUUUAGUGCCACGAUUGAAGAAUAUUUGAUUGACUUUUGUCUUAAGUUCCUUUUCCUCAACUUAUCCAAUGUAUAAGUAAUUAUUAAUACAUUAUUUUUUUUACAUUUCAUUUAUCAUUAAAAAAACUACAUUCAUUUUAGUCGAAUUUAGAUAAGUGUCAUAAUGUUAAACUAAUUAAAAUACA
This is a messenger RNA of Phymastichus coffea, 3871 nucleotides long. RefSeq names its product major facilitator superfamily domain-containing protein 6. The transcript has 10 exons. The coding region runs from base 2051 to 3673 and encodes 540 amino acids. Gene Ontology annotation, molecular function: transmembrane transporter activity. Gene Ontology annotation, cellular component: membrane. NCBI's taxonomy places the organism in Eukaryota, Metazoa, Arthropoda, Insecta, Hymenoptera, Eulophidae. The record is from RefSeq and is a predicted model, not a curated record.